Molecule: messenger RNA, 6976 nt
Organism: Melanotaenia boesemani (Boeseman's rainbowfish)
Lineage: Eukaryota; Metazoa; Chordata; Actinopteri; Atheriniformes; Melanotaeniidae
Gene: robo1
Product: roundabout, axon guidance receptor, homolog 1 (Drosophila)
Exons: 30
Coding region: 806-5761 (1651 amino acids)
Biological process (GO): axon guidance; Roundabout signaling pathway; axon midline choice point recognition
Molecular function (GO): protein binding; axon guidance receptor activity
Source: RefSeq, a predicted model, not a curated record
GUCUACGGAGGGGGUAGAAAGGCGCAUACCAAUUGACGAAGCAUUGCGCUUUCUUUGAAUGAAAUGCUGUGAAUAUGAAUCCGGAUUCCCCCCCUCUCGCCUGAGGUUCGGUGCCUGCUACGCACACGAAGAUCGAUCGGACUUGCAGCGGAGGAGAAACGGGGGAAAAGUGAUGAAAAAGUUGCACUGAUCUCGUGUCCGGGUCUGCUGGAUGAGAGAAGACCGGGCGAACUCGCAAAGUUUCCGAUCUCAAGUGACAGAUUGAAAACUAGACUGUUAUAAUGUGACUGAGGACUACAGCGACGGUUAUUUUUUUUCUUUUGCUCAGUUUGGACUUAAACUUUGCGGUGGAUUUAUUAGCCUGUUUUGUCCCCCUUUUUGCACAAGCAAACUAAAUGAUUUCAGUGAGAUCGUCUGGCUGAUGUGUGCGCGCAGCAACGGGAUGAAAUCAAAGAAAGGAUAGAGUUCUGCUACUUCUCUUUUUUUUCUCUUUUUUUCCCCACAUUCUGUUCUUCACUCGAUCAGGACUACAUGGACAAAACGUGUUGAAAUUUUGUGCAGUUUGGAACAGUUCCUGCACUGUUUUUCCAUCUUUUACUCCCCUUUUCUCACACAUAUCAAGAAGCCAAAGGACGCACGUUUUGCUCUUGGACUUUUUUAUAUUUAGCUUUUUAUGACAAUGUCUGUGUUUUUUUUCUAAGCUCUGGAUUCUGAGAUUCAGUUUGACAUGAAGGAGUGGAUGUCUAAACUGCUUUUUCACUAGUUUGGGAUUACACAGGAACAUUUCUCAUAAGAGAGGCGUUGAAUGAUGUCUCCAACUUCAAUUGGAUUUGUAUUUCUGUUAGCAAUUCUCCAUGUGUGCUCAGGAUCCCGUCUGCGCCAAGAGGACACCCCACCCAGGAUUGUAGAGCACCCAUCAGACCUGAUUGUUUCCAAAGGGGAGCCUGCCACGCUCAAUUGUAAAGCAGAGGGGCGGCCAACCCCAACAGUGGAGUGGUACAAGGAUGGAGAGCGGGUGGAAACGGACAGGGACAAUCCUCGUUCUCAGCGUAUGCUGCUUCCCAGCGGCUCGCUAUUCUUCCUUCGCAUCGUCCACGGACGACGGAGCAAACCGGAUGAAGGUUCUUACGUCUGUGUUGCGCGCAAUUACCUGGGAGAGGCAGUGAGCCACAAUGCCUCGCUGGAAGUAGCAAUUUUACGUGAUGACUUCAGACAAAACCCUGCAGAUGUGAUUGUGGCAGCUGGAGAGCCAGCAGUCCUGGAGUGCCAGCCUCCUCGUGGACAUCCAGAGCCCACCAUAUCGUGGAAAAAAGACGGAGUAAAUAUUGACGACAGAGAUGAGAGGAUCACUAUACGUGGAGGGAAGCUGAUGAUCACAAACGCCCGCAAGAGCGAUGCUGGGAAGUAUGUGUGUGUCGGCACAAAUAUGGUUGGAGAACGCGAAAGUGAAAUAGCUGAACUUACAGUGCUGGAGCGUCCCAGCUUUGUACGCCGCCCAGGGAGCCAGGUGGUUUUAGUGGAGCAAAGUGUAGAGUUUAGGUGUGAGGCCCGUGGCGACCCAGUUCCCACUGUACGCUGGAGGAAAGACGAUGGCGACCUGCCUAAAGGAAGAUUUGAGAUACGCGAAGACCACACCCUGAAGAUCCGUCGCCUGACCUCAGCUGAUGUGGGCUCCUACACUUGCAUGGCAGAGAACAUGGUGGGCAAGGCAGAGGCAUCGGCUACGCUCACCGUCCACGUCGUGUCUGUGCCCCCAGCGUUUGUGGUGAGACCGAGGAACCAGUUGGUUGGAGUUGGCAGAACCGUCACUUUCCAGUGCGAAGCCACUGGAAAUCCACAACCAGCCAUUUUCUGGCAGCGUGAAGGUAGUCAGAACCUGCUGUUCUCCUACCAACCUCCUCAACCAUCCAGCCGGUUUUCUGUAUCUCAGACUGGGGACCUGACUAUCACUGAUGCCGAACGCUCAGACAUGGGAUAUUAUAGCUGCCAGGCACUCAACAUUGCAGGCAGUGUGAUCACCAAGGCUCUGCUGGAGGUCACCGAUGUUGUGUCAGACCGCCCGCCACCAGUUAUACGACAGGGCCCAACCAAUCACACGGUGGCUGUGGACGGUACUGUGGUCCUCAACUGUGUAACAUCUGGUAACCCCAACCCCACUAUCCUGUGGAGGAAGGAUGGUGUCUUAGUGUCCACACAUGAUUCCAGGGUCAAACAGCUGGACACAGGUGCACUGCAGAUUCGUUAUGCAAAGCUCAGUGACACUGGCACUUACACCUGCAUCGCCUCCACACCCAGUGGAGAGGCCUCAUGGAAAGCCUCUUUAGAAGUCCAAGAAUUUGGAGCCCCAGUCCAGCCAAACAGACCUACUGACCCAAACCUGAUCCCCAGUGCCCCCUCCAAACCUGAGGUCACAGAUGUUUCCCGUACCUCCAUCACACUUUCCUGGAAACCUAACCUUAAUGCCGGAGCCACACCCACUUCCUAUAUAAUAGAGGCCUUCAGCCAUGCAUCAGGGAGCAGCUGGCAGACCUUGGCAGAGCAUGUGAAAACUGAAUCAUUUGUACUGAAGGGCCUGAAGCCCAGUGCAGUCUACCUCUUCUUAGUGCGAGCAGCCAACGCCUAUGGACUAAGUGAUCCCAGUCCUAUCACUGAUGCUGUGAAAACACAAGAUAUUCCUCCCACCAGUCCAGGUGUGGACCAUCGCCAGGUCCAAAGGGAGUUGGGAGAAGUGGUCAUUCACCUGCAUAACCCCACCAUUCUUUCCUCCUCAUCUGUCAGGGUGCAGUGGACAGUGGAGCAGCAGUCGCAGUACAUCCAGGGCUACAAGGUGAUGUACAGGCCUUCACCAGAGGGGCAGCAGAGGAGCGAAUGGGGAGUGUUUGAGGUGCGGACCCCCGGAGAGGACAGCGCUGUUGUGACACAGCUGCGAAAGGGUGUCACAUACGAAUUCAAAGUCCGCCCUUUCUUCAACGAGUUCCAGGGAACAGACAGUGAUGUCAAAAUUGGCAAGACGCUGGAGGAAGCCCCCAGUGCCCCUCCUCGUGGGGUUACAGUGACAGAGAGUGGGGACAAUGGGACUGCCAUCAUCGUUUCCUGGCAACCCCCUCUAGAAGAGGAGCAGAAUGGGGUGGUCCAGGAGUACAAGAUUUGGUGCUUGGGGAAUGAGAGUAGGUACCACAUUAACCGAACAGUUGAUGGCUUAACCUUAUCCGUGCUGAUUCCCGGUCUGGCCCCUGGGAUCCUCUACAGUGUGGAAGUGGCAGCCAGCACCAGUGCAGGCCCCGGGGUCAAAAGUGAAAUCAACUUCUUCAAGCUUGAUUCUUCUGGGCGAAUUGAAGAAACUGUGAAGCCGGACAACCCUCUGCCCCAGCAGAUCUCUGAUAUAGUCAAACAGCCAGCCUUUAUAGCAGGCAUCGGGGCUGCUUGCUGGAUCAUCCUCAUGGUCUUCAGUAUCUGGUUGUACCGACACCGAAAGAAAAGGAACGGCCUGUCCAGCAGCUAUGCAGGGAUACGGAAAGUGCCAUCGUUUACUUUCACACCAACAGUGGCAUAUCAGCGAGGUGGGGAAGGUGUCAGUAGUGCUGGAAGGCCUGGUUUGCUAAACAUUGGGGAAUCUGCCACUCAACCCUGGCUGGCUGAUACAUGGCCCAACUCCUGCUCAAACCACAAUGAUUGCAGCAUCAACUGCUGCACUGCAGGCAAUGGCAACAGUGACAGCAACUUAGCAACAUACAGCCGACCAGCCGACUGUAUCGCCAAUUAUAACAACCAGAUGGAGAACAAGCAGACCAACCUCAUGGUGCCAGAGUCAGGAGUCUACGGAGAUGUAGACCUAUCCAACAAGAUCAAUGAGAUGAAGACCUUCAACAGCCCUAACCUAAAAGAUGGCCGCUUUGUAGGUCCAGGGGGUCAGCCGACACCUUAUGCCACUACACAGCUCAUCCAGUCCUCCAUCAUGGGCAACAACAUAAAUUCAGACAGAGGGACCGGAGGGAGCGGAGUUGGGCUCGGGGGUGGAGGGGAAGUGAAUGAGAAACACUGCUGGAAGCCCCCCUCAGUCCAGCAGCAGAAACAGGAGAUGGCCUCCCAGCUUCAGUACAACAUCAUGGAGCAAAACAAGCUAAACAAGGACCGCUACAGAGGAGGAGACAGUCCAAUGCCAGCAACCAUCCCCUAUAACCAGACUCAUGACAGCCACACUGGAGGGUCUUACAACAGCUCUGACCGAGGCAGCAGUAGUACCUCCGGGAGUCAGGGUUAUAAGAAGGGAGUGCGCACGCCCAAACUACCCAAACAAAGCACAAUGAACUGGGCUGACCUUCUACCCCCUCCUCCUGCAAACCCACCCCCCACACGGAACACAGAAGAGUACUCGCUAUCGAUGGAAGAAAGUUGUGAUCCAGACAUGCAGUGCCCUAUGCCCCCCUCUCACAUGUACCUGCAGCCUGAUGAUCUGGAGGAAGAAGAGGAGAUGGAGAGGGGGCCCACUCCUCCUGUCCGUGGGGCAGCCUCUUCCCCUGCUGCUGUGUCCUACAGCCAUCAGUCCACAGCCACUCUCACCCCCUCACCCCAGGAGGAGAUGCAGCCGAUGCUCCAGCAUGCACCAGACAGCCACGAACGCAGGCGUCAUGCUGUGAGCCCCCCACCCCCUCCAAGGCCCCUCUCUCCCUCACACACAUAUGGGUACAUCAGCAGCCCACUGGCAUUGGACACUGAUGGCAUGGAGGAGGAAGAUAUGUUGGAAGAGGAGGAUGGUGAUGACACAGAUGCAGAGGUGGCCAAGAUGCACUACCACCACACCCAUCCCCACACACACACCCACCACCCCCAGAUGCACGCACGGAGACUGCUUCUACGAGGGCUUGAACAGACGCCUGCAUCCAGUAUGGGUGACUUGGAGAGCUCAGUGACCGGCUCCAUGAUCAACGGAUGGGGGUCAGCCUCUGAAGAGGAUAAUGUCUCUUCAGGGAGGUCUAGUGCAGUCAGCUCAUCAGAUGGAUCCUUCUUCACAGAUGCAGACUUUGCUCAAGCGGUUGCUGCAGCUGCAGAGUAUUCCGGCCUCAGGGUGCCAAAGUACCCCAAUUCACAAGGCCAGGAAGUGGGAGGAGCUUCAGCACGAAAAUACCAAAUAAGCCAGUCAGGCCACCGUCCUGGCAGCCCAGUGUCAACAGACAGUAAUAUGAGUAGUAUGGCAGCUAUACACAGGAGGCCUCCUAAAAAGCAAAAACAGCAACCCGGUCAUCCAGGGAAUCAGCGACGGGAACCCUUCAAUGAAGAUCUCCCUCCUCCACCCAUUCCACCUCCGGCAGUGCUUAAGUCCCCUACACAUCCCUCCAAGGCAGCUCUGGAGGGUCGGGGAGUAAUUUCCCCCAAAGCAGGAGAAGGCCGAGACAAGCGAGGAGGAAUGGGCGGCCAUCGGCCACAGGAGGGCUCAGACCCUAGAACCAGCUCAUCUGAACGCAAAGACGCUCAAGACAGACAAAAAACUGCUCAUGGAGGGAAAGGGAAUAAACAUGAGAGUAGCACUGCCAACAAGGCACGACAGCACCCAGGUUCUGAGGACAUUCUGCCCUAUAGUCGACCACAGUUCCCCACAGUCAACAGCCCUCGUGACCCAAGCUCCUCGAGCUCCAUGUCCUCUAGGGGCUCAGGGGGUCGGCGAAGAGGGGAAGGAGGCCGCAGGAACCCUGCAGACAUGAGCCUCAAUAGCUCAGUAGCCUUCCAACAAGGAGAAGAAGAGCUUGAGAUGGUUGAAAGCUGAAGAAGAGACAAGGAGAAGGUGGAACCGUUCAGAUUUUCCCAUGAGUGGAGCAUCAUUGUUUCUCUUACAGUUAUCCCAGUAUUUCACCAUCAUGUCAGCUGCCAUCAUACUGUGCAUCAAGUGUUUCUUUACAUCUGCAAAACAAAUGUUUUCUUUUUUUCUAACUUAUCGUUUUCUAUGUCCACAAAAAAAAAAGAAAAAAAAGUGUGAUGAUAAAAGAACAAUGAAGUCAUAACAAAUUAUGGUAUAUUUAAGUUUGAUUCCAAUGCAAUAUGGAGUGAGAUCCUGCUCCAGACAUUGUCAUGACUCCGCUUGCCUUGAAAAGAACUUUUGGAGCGCCCAUACAGUGAGAUGUUACUGUAACAAAAAAGCUGCAAGCAGAGAGGGGAGAGCUGUCUGUAAAUAUACAUGUCUACAUGAUGUCCUCUUGUUUUACCCAUUGUGGUACCUCAAAAAUUGUCUUCCUUUUUUAUUUUGCAGAUUCUAAUUUUAUUAUGCUAGUAAAUAUAAUUAUUUUAUCAUUUCCAUUCAUGGUGUAAAUUGUUAUAUUAUUUAGUUGCCCCAAGAAAGUGCCACAUUGGGAAUUUCUUUUUCCUUUCUUUGUAAUGCACUGUUGUGUUAAAUGUCGUCAUCAAUGUUUAUUUGUUUUACUUUGGUUUUAAAAGCACAAUCACUAAACUUUAUUUUAAACCAUCAUAUCUAUUAACCUUUUUGUCUUACUGGAGGAAACAAAAGGUAUGACAAAAGAGUCUAGUUAAUCCUGAUGAUGAUGCUGAUGUAGGUAAAGGUUGCUGUUUACGAAGGCUGUGCUUGAAAGGAGACUCCUUAUGUUAUGAUUGUCUCCCUCUCCAGUUCUGACGCUCACUCAAGUGAUGACAAAGACCGUUAAUGUGAGUCAUAGCUGCAAUGUAAAUAUCCUUUUCACAAUGACCAUAAACUCAGCUAUUGCACAUUAAUCGAAAUGGUUGUGUUGCCUACGAAUGCACUUAAAUGAAUGUCAAAUACAGGAAAUACGUCACUUUGGGAAUCUGGAGAGGUUGUAAUUGAACAAGGAGAGUCUCUUUUCUUGUAACAAAAGGGCUGAUGGAGCCAUGUUCUAAGGAGAAAGGGUGCUGUUGUUUAUUCAUAGGACAUCUGCAAACAUUUGUUUCGUAAAGUAAAAAAAAAGUAAAAAGAACUGAAAAAAAGGAUGAAUAAAAAACUUCAAACUAUAAA